CCUUUUGUUUUGGCUGAAUAUUUCCUAAAGCGUUAAUCCUCCUGGCAUUUUGGUUUCUUUCCUGAGAAGUUUGAAGCUGAAGUGGUGAAAAGUUUUCUUCCUCCUUGUAAAUGUAUUUUUAGUUGAAAUGUUGUCGCUGUGACUGAGUACUGCUAGUAUAUCCAUCUUUCAAAGUGGUUGGAGAAUAUGCAAGAUUCUGAAUAGAUAAAAGGCUAAGGAAGGGAAAGAAAAAAAUACAAGUAAAACAAGAAAAGGGGACAUUGAAGAUCAACUAAGGUGAAUAGCAAGGAGAAUUGGAAGCAAGUGCAAUUAAUUCCUCAAUUUACUUUAUUGCGCAGUUGGUGGCAAUUGUUUCCUUGUCACUUGUACCCACUAGUGUGUCAACGAGAUAGGAUGGACAUAUUGACGCGAUGCACGGGCUCCGCUGCAGCCGAAGUUGUAAAAUGCACAGCAAAGCCCGUCAUACGUCAUGUUGGUUAUUUGUUCCGUUUCAAGAAAACUGUUGCUGAUCUUACCAAAGCAAAAAAAGACCUGCAAUUAGAGCAGCAAAAGGUGCAAGAGGCUAUCGAGCGAGCUGCAAUGAACAAUGAGAUUGCUGAGAAGGACGUAGAAAGGUGGUUGACAAAUGUGAAUCAACUCAUGGAAGAAGUACAGGCUUUGGAAAUUAAAGUACAAGUAAAUUUGAGGUUCUGUAACGGCUGGUGUCCUGAUUGGAUUCGGCAAUACAAGUUAUGUAAGGAAGCCAUUCAGAAGACAAAUGUUGUCAAAGAGCUCCAAGAUAGGGGCAAAUUUUCUGAAUUGACCCAUCGUGCUCCGACUCCUGGCAUAGAGAUCUUUUCAUCUAGUGAUUUCGAGGUGUUUGAAUCAACAAAAUUGGCUUUCCAACAAAUUAUGGAGGCAUUGCGUGAUGAUAACAGUAAAAGGAUUGGACUGCAUGGAAUAGGGGGGGUUGGUAAAACAACACUGGUAAAGGAAGUGCACAAGAAAACCAAAGAACUAAAUAUUUUCAAUGAAAUUGUGAUGACUGUUGUGUCGUUGACUCCAAACGUUAGAAGAAUUCAAGGUGAAAUUGCAGGCUGUUUAAAUUUGAAACUUGAUGAUGAGAGCGAUAUGGCAAGGGCAAGUCAAAUAUGCUUAAGAAUAAAGAGUGUAGAGAAGAUCCUCAUAAUCCUUGAUGAUGUUUGGAAAGAUGUCAACUUAGAAGCUAUUGGAAUUCCAUCUUCUGAUGAUCACAAGGGUUGCAAGAUGCUUUUGACUACUCGAAGUGUGCAUGUAUGCAAUUUAAUGCGUUGUCAAAGGAAAAUUCCAUUAAAUUUCUUAGUGGAGGAAGAAUCAUUGGCUUUGAUGAAAAAAACCGCUGUAGUUGAUGAUUGCCCAGGCUUGAAUGAUGUGGUACUAGAAGUCGUUAAAGAAUGCAAAGGUUUGCCUAUAGCAAUCAUUACAGUGGGAAAGGCUCUUACAGGAAAAUCUCUCAAUGAUUGGAAUGCGGCAAUGCAUCAACUAAGAAAGUCUAGACUUGUUGAUAUUGAAGGUGUAGAUGAAGAUAAAAAUGCUUAUGCAUGUCUUAAGUGGAGUUUUGAUCAAUUAAAACGAAAAACCAAGUUAUGCUUUUUGUUGUGUUCUUUAUUUCCAGAAGAUUAUAAUAUUCCCGUUGAAGAAUUGACUAUAUGUGUUAUGGGAUUAGAGGAAGAUGAAGAUUUUCACUUACUUGAAGACGCAAGGUGCCAAGUGCGUGCAGCAGUCGAUAGCCUCAAAGAUUCUUCUUUACUACUAGAAGGUUCUCAAAAAGAAUUUGUGAAGAUGCAUGACAUGGUUCGCGAUAUUGGCUUAUGGAUAACAUCAAAAGGGGAAAAUGAAUUCGAGCUAAGAGCCUGCACUCGUUUAGAGAGAAACACAAACUUUGAAAGAGCCACAGCAAUCUCCUUGAUUGAUUUCAACACCAAACAACUUCCUGAUAAAUUGGUAUGUCCAAGACUCAACAUUUUGUUAUUGGGUGGAAUUCAAAGUUCCAAAAAUAUCUCUAACGCAUUGUUUGAAGGGAUGAAUUGUCUCAAGGUUUUAUCACUACAUGACAUAAUCUUAUCAUCACAAUCACUCGAAUUAUUGACAAACCUUCGGACCUUAUAUUUGAAAAGGUGCGAUUUCAAUGAUGACCUCUCUUCAUUGGGAAAGUUAAAGAGACUUGAGACUUUGAGAUUUUUCGGAUGUGUAAUAAAUGCAUUGCCAAGUGAGUUAGGGGAAAUGGUGGGUUUAAAAAUGCUAGAUUUGACGGAUUGUGAUCAACUGCAACAUAUUCCACCAAAUGUGAUACGAAGAUUAUCCCAAUUAGAAGAACUAAUCAUUAGUAGCAGCUUCAAGAAUUGGGAUGUUGAAGGGACAACCUCAGAAAUAAGCAACGCUAACUUAUCAGAGUUGAACUCAUUACCCCGCUUGGUUAAUCUCUCUCUACUGUUGAACUCGAAUCAUUUACCCAAAGGCUUUGUUUUCCCAGAGCAUUUGCGUAGAUAUUACAUAGUGAUUGGCAAACCGUACUUGUCUGCUAUGACACCUGGGCGAACCCUAGCAAUCAAAGAUUUGAAUGCCUCCUCAAUGAACGCAUUGAAGUCGUUGUUCCAUACCGUGGAAUAUUUUUUGAUCGAGUCUUGUGAGAUGGAAUGCAUUGUUGAUACAAUAUGUGAGGGGCCCAACCAGUAUGAAAUCUUCAACAAUCUCACAGUUUUUAGAGCAUCUGGAUGCCCGAGAUUGAUCAGUCUCUUCUCGCCGUCCCUUGCUCAAAGUCUAAAAAGGCUGAAAAAACUGUGUCUUCACCGAUGCCAUGAAAUGAAGCAAAUAAUUUCAGAGGAGGGAAUGACACUGGAGAGUCACGGUCAACCAAUAUGUCUCUCAAAAUUAGAGACUCUUGUGGUAGGGAAUUGCGGAAAACUGGAAUAUAUCUUUCCGAUCUCAAUUGAUCUUCCCCAACUAGAAAGGCUAGAGUUAGGAGAUCUUCCUCGAUUAAAGAAAGUAUUCGGCCAGAGCAAAGAAGGAGAAGUUGGGGAUUGUGAAAUAGAGAGUCACCAUCAACCUACAGGCUUCCCAAAAUUAAAGACUAUUCGGGUAUCGAAAUGCAGAAAUCUGGUAUGUCUAUCAACUGCUCGAGAUCUUCCCCAACUAGAAAGUCUAGAAUUACGAGAUCUUCCUCAAUUAAAGCAAGUAUUCGGCCAGAACAGAGAAGGAGAAGUUGGGGAUUGUGAAAUAGAGAGUCACCAUCAACAUACAGGCUUCCCAAAAUUAAAGACUAUUCAGGUAUGGAAUUGCAGAAAUCUGGUAUGUCUAUCAACUGCUCGAGAUCUUCCCCAACUAGAAAGUCUAGAAUUACGAGAUCUUCCUCAAUUAAAGCAAGUAUUCGGCCAGAACAGAGAAGGAGAAGUUGGGGAUUGUGAAAUAGAGAGUGACCAUCAACCUACAGGCUUCCCAAAAUUAAAGACUAUUCAGGUAUGGAAUUGCAGAAAUCUGGUAUGUCUAUCAACUCGAGAUCUUCCCCAACUAGAAAGUCUAGAAUUACAAGAUCUUCCUCAAUUAAAGCAAGUAUUCGGCCAGAACAGAGAAGGAGAAGUUGGGAAUUGUGAAAUAGAGAGUGACCAUCAACCUACAGGCUUCCCAAAAUUAAAGACUAUUCAGGUAUGGAAUUGCAGAAAUCUGGUAUGUCUAUCAACUGCUCGAGAUCUUCCCCAACUAGAAAGUCUAGAAUUACGAAAUCUUCCUCAAUUAAAGCAAGUAUUCGGCCAGAACAGAGAAGGAGAAGUUGGGGAUUGUGAAAUAGAGAGUGACCAUCAACCUACAGGCUUCCCAAAAUUAAAGACUAUUCAGGUAUGGAAUUGCAGAAAUCUGGUAUGUCUAUCAACUCGAGAUCUUCCCCAACUAGAAAGUCUAGAAUUACAAGAUCUUCCUCAAUUAAAGCAAGUAUUCGGCCAGAACAGAGAAGGAGAAGUUGGGAAUUGUGAAAUAGAGAGUGACCAUCAACCUACAGGCUUCCCAAAAUUAAAGACUAUUCAGGUAUGGAAUUGCAGAAAUCUGGUAUGUCUAUCAACUGCUCGAGAUCUUCCCCAACUAGAAAGUCUAGAAUUACGAGAUCUGGUAUGUCUAUCAACUGCUCGAGAUCUUCCCCAACUAGAAAGUCUAUCAUUAAAAGAUCUUCCUCAAUUAAAGAAAGUAUUCGGUCAGAACAGAGAAGGAGAAGUUGGGGAUUGUGAAAUAGAGAGUGACCAUCAACCUACAGGCUUCCCAAAAUUAAAGACUAUUCAGGUAUGGAAAUGCAGAAAUCUGGUAUGUCUAUCAACUGCUCGAGAUCUUCCCCAACUAGAAAGUCUAGAAUUACAAGAUCUUCCUCAAUUAAAGCAAGUAUUCGGCCAGAACAGAGAAGGAGAAGUUGGGAAUUGUGAAAUAGAGAGUCACCAUCAACCUACAGGCUUCCCAAAAUUAAAGACUAUUCAGGUAUGGUGUUGCGAAAAUCUGGAAUGUCUAUCAAUUGCUGGAGAUCUUCCCCAACUAAAAAGUCUAGAAUUAGGAGAUCUUCCUCAAUUAAAGAAAGUAUUCAGCCAGAACAGAGAAGGAGAAGUUGGGGAUUGUGAAAUAGAGAGUCACCAUCAACCUACAGGCUUCCCAAAAUUAAAGAAUAUUAAGGUAUGGAAUUGCAGAAAUCUAGUAUGUCUAUCAACUGCUCGAGAUCUUCCCCAACUAGAAAGGCUAAAAUUACAUGAUCUUCCUCGAUUAAAGAAAGUAUUCGGCCAGAACAGAGAAGGAGAAGUUGGGAAUUGUGAAAUAGAGAGUGACCAUCAACCUACAGGCUUCCCAAAAUUAAAGACUAUUCAGGUACGGAAUUGCAGAAAUCUAGUAUGUCUAUCAAUUGCUCGAGAUCUUCCCCAACUAGAAGGUCUAGAAUUAGAUGAUCUUCCUCAAUUAAAGAAAGUAUUCGGCCAGAACAGAGAAAGAGGAGUUGGGGAUUGUGAAAUAGAGAGUCACCAUCAACCUACAGGCUUCCCAAAAUUAAAGACUAUUAAGGUAGUGAAUUGCGGAAAUCUGGAAUAUAUGUUUCCGAUCUCAAUAGCUCGAGAUCUUCCCCAACUAGAAAGUCUAACAUUAGAAGAUCUUCCUCAAUUAAAGCAAGUAUUUGGCCAUAGUUCUUCAGUUUGGCCAUCAUUGAAGAGGCUAUACGCGGUGAACUGUCCUAAAGUGAAGUUGUCAUUUUUUGCUAAUGUGGAAGCGAAUGUACCAGCUGUGCAAAAGCUUCAAAAUUUACAGAUCUUGUCUCUACGUGAUUGGAAUGCAAUUUCAUUUGAUGGGAUUCAAGGUUUGUCAAAUUUGGAAGAAUUAGAAAUUGAAAAUUGUGGAGGAAUCCAAGAGGUGAUUAAGCUUGAAGGGCUUCUUACUAUAAAAGGAGAGCAACAAGAUCUAUUGCUCCCAAGAUUGAAGAAAAUGUUGUUGAUUGAUCUACUUGAACUGAGGUGCAUAUGGAAGGGCACAACUAAACUUAUAAAUCUCAACAAUCUUGAAGAUUUAAAAGUCAUCAGAUGCAAAAAAUUGACACAUCUCUUCACACCGGCCCCCACUCAAAGCUUACAAAAGUUGAAAUUUCUUGAAAUUGAAAGGUGUGAUGAAUUGGAGCAUCUAAUUGUUGAAAAUGCAGAAGAACAAGUCUUAUCAGAGAGUCAUCCCCAACCUUUAUGCUUCCCUAAACCAAAUGUGGUCAAAGUCAAGGUCGAAAGUUGCAAUAAAUUGAAGUGUCUCUUCCAUGUGGAUCGUUGGAAUGCAGUUUCCAUUUUUUUGAGAUUAGAAGAAUUGGAAUUGAAGAACUGUGGAGGAUUGCAGGAGGUGUUCAACUUUGAAGGUUUUCUUACCAGAGAAGGAGAACAACAAGAUGAGUUUUUCCCAAGAUUGAGGAAAAUGUGCUUGGUCGAACUACAUGAAUUGACAUAUAUAUGGAAGGGUCCAAUCCAACUUAUAAAUCUCAACAAUCUUGAAGAUUUAAAAGUCAUCGGGUGCAAAAAAAUGACGCAUCUCUUCACACCGGCCCUCGCUCAAAGCUUACAAAAGUUGAAAUUUCUUGAAAUUGAAAGGUGUGACGAAUUGGAGCAUAUAAUUGUUGAAAAUGUAGAAGAACAGGUCUCAUCAGAGAAUCAUCUCCAACCUUUAUGCUUCCCUAAACUGAUAAGAGUCAAUGUCAAAUACUGCAAUAAAUUGAAAUAUCUCUUCCCCAUGACCAUCGCUGAUAGUCUUUUAGAACUAAAGAUUCUCAUAGUAAAAGAAAACUCUCAAUUAAUGGAAGUAUUCACACAUGAAGGAGACGCUGGAGCUCAGAAAGAUGUAACGCUCCCUCUACUAGAAUUUAUGGGACUCAAAGGUCUACCAAGCCUUGUUAACUUCUGCCCAAAGAACUAUCAGUUUAUACUGCUAAAAUGGAGGAAGUUAAGAGUGGAAAGCUGUAAGAACAUGAGGACGACUUUUACCCGUACUCCAGACAGAAGUGUGCUUAUAAAUGGAGAGGUAGCCCAGAUAGACGAGCCUACAGGGACUUCAACAAUUUCUCCAGUGCUUACCAUAUGCCCUGCCAACAACGAUAUAAUAUGGGACUCAGGUGGCUACUUAUCACCAGAUGGAUUAUAUUUUUACGUAGAAUUCGAAAGAUGUUGAUUUGGAUUUAUUAUGGUCUUUUCUACACACGUGGCUUAAAUUUGUGGCGGGCUCAUGGAUGGAUGGACGUGCUACUUCUGUAGAGGUCUCCGUCCUCAAAAUAUUCUCAUCUCUGUAUUUCACAACUCUUUUGCUUUCUAUUUAUUUGAUGUGUGUUUUAUUUUAUUUUAUUUUUUUAUAGAUAAUGUGUUUUUUUCUUUUUAUUUCUUGAACAAGAGACAAAUAUUUGUACAACUUUUUUAAGUGAUAAUUUAUUAUUAAAACAUCAUUUUUACAUUUUUUAUUA
Quercus lobata is the source of this 6955-nucleotide messenger RNA. RefSeq lists its product as uncharacterized. Lineage: Eukaryota; Viridiplantae; Streptophyta; Magnoliopsida; Fagales; Fagaceae. The transcript is spliced from 7 exons. Gene Ontology annotation, molecular function: ADP binding. The record is from RefSeq and is a predicted model, not a curated record. The coding region runs from base 394 to 6669 and encodes 2091 amino acids.